AUGUUGUUCUCAUCCUCCACUCCCAAACUAAACUCCCUAUGUAGUGGUGCAGGCAUAGGAGGGCUUGUCCUCGCUAUCACGAUUGGCAAGUUCGCAGGGCGUGAUAUUCACAUAGACUUAUACGAAGCGCGCGAUGUCAUCGCGACCGCUGGGGCUGGGAUUUCAGUCUCGCGACGCACGGCGGAGGUCAUGGUGGAACUCGGAUUAUAUGAAAAAUCCCCCCACCCUUCCUCUAGCUACGGUCUGAGAUUAAGGAAGUCUAAUGCCCCAGAGGGUGGUUUUGAUGUCUUCAAAACGUUUAGACCGGGAUCCAAUAUGCAUCGCAAGGAUCUCAUUGACGUUCUCAAGCAAAGCAUCUCGUCCUCAUGCACUGUCCACUUUAAUAAACGGCUUACCAAAUAUGAAAAGCAAUCACCAGGAUCACUCAUCCUCUACUUCACUGAUGACAGCACAUCGACCGCCGACGUGUUAGUAGGGGCAGACGGUAUCCACUCAUCAGUGCGGAAGACAUUCUUUGAAGCAAUAGGCCCAGACACCGUAGACCCAAGCAAGAUAAGACACUAUACUCAACCAUCUUGGACUGGAACGCUUGUCUAUCGUAGCGUCUUUCCAGCGGAGAAGCUCUCGGAAUUGGAUCCAAAUAACGUAGCUUUGAAGUAUUUCAUUAUAUUCUGCGGGAAGGGAAAGCACAUCGUCUCGUAUCCUGUUUCGCAAGGAACGCAGAUCAAUAAAGCUGGCACACCUUUUGAAGGCCAUUGGGUUUCAGAUGUGUCGCUAGAAGAGGCUGAGGAAGCAUAUCAGGACUUCGAGCCUGACGCCAAGCACCCCCUGAACGUAAUUUGGGCCGAGUCGUUUGUGCUAUCCUCGACUCAUGAAUAUUUUUCGCAGCCACUUCACGUGGUAAAUGAAUUGCCGUUAUUCACUUGCGACAGAGUUGUGCUGAUAGGUGAUGCGGCCCAUGCCAUGACGCCCUACUGUGGGGCUGGGGCUGGUCAGGCAAUCGAGGAUGCUUUUGUCCUUGGUCGCCUUCUUGCACACCCACUCACAACAUUGGAUAACGUGCCCGUCGCGCUGAAAGCAUACCAGGACGUCCGCCUCCCGUUCGCUCAAUUCGUAGCAUGUGAAUCGAAACGUACAGGAAAGAUGUACGAUUUUCGCGCACCUGGUUAUUAUGAUGGGACAGAUCGAGGCAACGGACGAGAGGAGAUGGAGGUUCUGAAAGAGAAGAUCUUAGACCAGUGGCAUUGGGAAAGUAAAGGUGAAGGUGGUACUGUUGCUGAAUGGGAAAAGGCAGAAAGGCAACUGCAGGAGGGCUCGUGCAAUGGAGGAUAUGAGAACGGUACAUCAUGA
Suillus subaureus is the source of this 1350-nucleotide messenger RNA. RefSeq lists its product as uncharacterized. Gene Ontology annotation, biological process: secondary metabolite biosynthetic process. Gene Ontology annotation, molecular function: FAD binding. The transcript is spliced from 10 exons. Bases 1 to 1350 code for a protein of 449 amino acids. The record is from RefSeq and is a predicted model, not a curated record. NCBI's taxonomy places the organism in Eukaryota, Fungi, Basidiomycota, Agaricomycetes, Boletales, Suillaceae.